Molecule: messenger RNA, 1626 nt
Organism: Populus trichocarpa (black cottonwood)
Lineage: Eukaryota; Viridiplantae; Streptophyta; Magnoliopsida; Malpighiales; Salicaceae
Product: sucrose-phosphatase 1
Exons: 9
Coding region: 185-1462 (425 amino acids)
Biological process (GO): sucrose biosynthetic process
Molecular function (GO): sucrose-phosphate phosphatase activity; magnesium ion binding
Source: RefSeq, a predicted model, not a curated record
UUUUAAUGAAAUUUUUUUGUGUAGUUAGUUUCAUUCUCUUUCUUUCUCCACUUUUGUAGGAUUAUUAAUCUUUCACUUCACAAACGAAGCGCCAACGAAUUUGGAUCCAAUACGAGAUCAUCACAUCACAGCAGCAGCAGCUGCGCAAAAUAUUAAGAAAAGGGGUUGAGGUUUCGAAUAAGAAAUGAUGAAGAGGCUCAAUGCUCCUGCUCGCCUCAUGAUAGUUUCUGAUCUUGAUCAUACAAUGGUCGAUCAUCAUGAUCCGGAGAACAUGUCUCUUCUUAGGUUCAAUGCAUUAUGGGAGGCCUGUUAUCGUCAUGAUUCUCUGCUAGUUUUCUCCACUGGAAGAUCACGUACGCUUUACAAGCAGUUGAGAAAAGAGAAACCCAUGUUAACACCUGAUAUAACCAUAAUGUCCGUGGGGACUGAGAUCACGUAUGGCACCUCUAUGGUGCCUGAUGAUGGUUGGGUGGAAGUUUUGAAUCAGAAAUGGGAUAGGAACACAGUCACCGAGGAAACGAGCAAGUUUUCAGAACUUACUCUUCAGUCAGAAACUGAGCAACGGCCUCACAAGGUCAGCUUUUAUGUUGAUAAAGACAAGGCUCAGGACGUGACAAAGGCCCUCUCAGAGAUAUUUGCAAAACGCGGGUUGGAUGUCAAAAUUAUUUAUAGUGGUGGAAUGGACUUGGAUAUACUACCCCAAGGUGCUGGCAAAGGGCAAGCUCUUGCAUACUUACAUAAGAAAUUUAAGGCUGAGGGAAAACUACCUACCAAUACUCUUGUUUGUGGUGAUUCUGGAAAUGAUGCUGAGCUGUUCAGCAUUCCAGAUGUACAUGGAGUGAUGGUUAGCAAUGCACAAGAAGAGUUGUUGCAGUGGCAUGCUGAAAAUGCUAAAGGCAAUCCAAAAAUAAUUCAUGCGACUGAGAGGUGUGCGGCUGGCAUCAUACAAGCCAUUGGUCAUUUUAACCUUGGUCCCAAUACUUCUCCAAGAGAUAUAACCAACUUUUCAGACUCUGAGUUGGAAAAUGUCAGUGCCAGUAGCGAAAUAGUGAAGUUUUUCUUGUUCUAUGAAAGAUGGAGGCGUGCAGAGGUUGAGAACUGUGAGAUAUAUUUGGCAAGCGUGAAAGCUGAUUGUGAUGCAUCUGGUAUUCUUGUCCAUCCAUCUGGUGCUGAACUUCCUCUUUGUGGUGCUAUAACUGGAAUGAGGAACUACUAUGGUGACAAACAGGGCCAACAAUUUCGGGUAUGGGUGGAUCGGGUACUAUCUACACAGACUGGCCUGGAUACAUGGCUGGUAAAGUUCAACAAGUGGGAAUUAUCUGGUGAUGAGCAGCAAGGUUGUGUGAUCACAUGUAUAAUAAACAUGAAGAAGGACGGUGUUUCCAGGGCAACUUAUAUGCAUGUGCAUGAAACAUGGCUGGAAGGAUCAGGAGCUAAAGAUCAAUCAACCUGGCUGUUCUAGAUUUUGAUUACAGCUCGAAGCUCAGAGGCGCUCAUAACUGUCUUCGAUCAUAAUAAAACUAAUCAAACGAUGACUUUUCAGAUUUGAAUUUUGAUCAUUGCUGUAUGAACAUCAACUUUAUGGUGAUUUAUUAUUACAUGAUUAAUGAAUACACCAUUUUAGCA